Neoarius graeffei (lesser salmon catfish) is the source of this 611-nucleotide messenger RNA. It is a transcript of the gene prr15la, whose product is annotated as proline rich 15 like a. The transcript is spliced from 2 exons. The record is from RefSeq and is a predicted model, not a curated record. Bases 221 to 541 code for a protein of 106 amino acids. Lineage: Eukaryota; Metazoa; Chordata; Actinopteri; Siluriformes; Ariidae.
GUAUACACGACGUCUGACAGAGAAUAAGAGAGACAGGGAGAGGAAAAGGUGAGAAAAAAAAGAUUUCAGGUCAUCAACACAGGGCAAUGCUCUCACUCAGUAGAUCGGACUUUAAACAGCAUCGAGAGGACUAAACUAAAGGCCAGUAACCUCUGGAGGGACAGCAACUACAGCCUCUGUGACGCAUUUUCACUUGCACAGGGCUCAUCUCUCCUUAGCCAUGGCAACGGCUGAGCCAGCCCCUGCCUGGUGGAAGCUGACCUUCCUCCGCAAGAAGAAAUCUGAGGCCAAGGAGUUGUAUGAGGUACCUGAGGAGUACAGUAGUAAUGCUGAUACAGCAACCGGGACGCCUGACGACAGCCAGUUCAACGCUCGCCUUGAACGCAUUGUGGACAAAACAGCCACAAAAGGACGACAUGUUAAAGUCUCCCACUCAGGCCGCUUCAAGGAGAAAAAGCGCAUCCGGGCAACAUUAGCUGAAAACCCGGAAUUGUUCCCCAACCAAGACACUUGCCAUGGGAACCAGAGCCCAGGGAAUUAAAGGCUGGGAUGUCAAUCUGUGCAUCUUCGAUUUAUUCACAUACAUAUGCAAAUACAUUUGAAAUUCAAUA